AAACAUUAAUCACCUACCUUUCUUCUUCCUUUGUUGCGGUUCGUCUCAUCAUCAUCGUCCACCGACUCUUCUCUCUCUCUUCGCACAAAAAAGAUUAUUGAAUUAAAUUAAACUAAGCUAAAAGUUGCAAAUUAUAAAUUCAUGGCAAUCAUAGCGCCGCUUAGAUGAGAUUCUAUAAUUCCGAGGAAUCACUGGUUAGGGUCUACAAUCCCUGAAUUCCGCCAUUAACGGCACCCCAGCACGUCAUGCAUUCAUUGAAAGGAAAAGUUGCAGACAAGCUCUCUUUUCUUUUCGCCAAAUCUCCGUCUUCAUCGUCUCAUUCCACUAGUGAUUCUCCUGUUGUUCAAGCCGGACCUCAGGCCAGGCCAGGCCACAAAUCUAGCAAGCGUUGGUAUGAUGCCAAACCACUAAGAUCACUUGCGGCAAAAUGGAGAAGCAAGAGUUUUUCCCGGAAAGAUAAGCCUCUGGAUUGCAAUGGUGAAUACGGACCUGUAUCCGAGAGUAAAGAAAUGCCAAAAGCUUGUGAAGAAGACAAAGGCCAUGCCUCAGAAAGAGACAUCAAUGGCUCUCAUAAUUAUGAAGAAACUACUAUCUCACAUGCUUCUGUAGACCCUGUUCCCAAUCUAAUGGAUAGUUCUUCAUUCAUAACUGCUGACCUUUACGAAUUUCUUGAGGCAUGUCUUCCUAAUAUAGUGAAAGGAUGCCAAUGGGCCCUCUUGUAUAGUACGUCAAAACAUGGAAUAUCACUUCGUACUCUUCUUCGUAAGAGUGCUGAUCUUUCUGGUCCUUGUCUUCUGAUUGUUGGAGAUAUGCAAGGUGCUGUAUUUGGUGGGCUUCUACAAUGCCCUUUAACACCAACUGCUAAAAGAAAAUAUCAAGGGACAAACCAAACAUUUGUAUUCACUACUAUAUAUGGGCAGCCAAGGCUUUUUAGGGCAACUGGUGCAAAUCGGUAUUUCUACCUGUGUUUGAAUGACCUAUUGGCCCUUGGUGGGGGUGGAAACUUUGCUUUAUGUCUGGAUGAAGAUCUGUUACAUGGAACAAGUGGACCUUGUGAAACCUUUGGGAACUUGUGCUUAGCACAUAGCCCAGAAUUUGAAUUGAAGAACGUUGAGUUAUGGGGAUUCAGACAUUCAUCAAAAUACCUUAAACAUGGGUAAAGGCUGAUGAGGUGGUUCACAUAUUUGUCAUAUUACCUAAGCAGAGUAUGCUCAUCUGUAUUCUCCUGGCAUUUAUUGUGCCGUAUUCUUUAUUCUUUCCUGUUCUUGUUUUUCCUUUCUUGGAGUAUGAGGGCUUGGGUAUAUCUAUCAGAAGAUGUACAAGUAAAUAAGAAAAGCAUGAAAUAGAAUUGUAAUGUUUAGCAUCAUUUUCUUGGCAUAACAGAUCUAUAUUUGAUCAGUGUGGUAGCAAAUUGAAUCAUUGGUAAGCAGUGAGUUGAGUAUUUUGGGUCUUGUAUUGACACUUCUAUUGAACCAAGUGCAUCUGCUACCGUAAAAGAGCAGGCUAGUGCCAUUAACAAUCUCUCAAAGGCAUUGACAACCUUCAUUACA
Nelumbo nucifera (sacred lotus) is the source of this 1550-nucleotide messenger RNA. RefSeq lists its product as uncharacterized. NCBI's taxonomy places the organism in Eukaryota, Viridiplantae, Streptophyta, Magnoliopsida, Proteales, Nelumbonaceae. The record is from RefSeq and is a predicted model, not a curated record.